GAUUUAAUUUACUAAUUUUCCCGAUUUUAAAUCAAAUGAACUCAAAGUCAGCAUUCUUAAAAAUAGUUUCCGCCUGAUAUUAAUAAUGUCCGCGUGCAAACGAGUGUGCAAAUACUCCAUCAACUAUAAAUAAAAGGAUCUCACCUUUUGACGGAUAACAUUUGUGGUUUAACGUGAUAUCAGUCACAUGAGCUUGGCUGUUAUCUUAAAGCGAAACUAGGAUCGUCGGUCUUGAUUUUAGAAAAUACAGUUUUAAUAUCAAUCUUUUGUGACCAGCUAUGGCAAAUGUUGUGCGAAACCCGGCGACCCCGUAUGUGGCCCCGAUUCCAGGCGGUGUCCACGACGGAACGGUUAUACAUGUGAAAGGAAUAGCCGAAAGGCACCACAAUGGGUUCCUGAUAGCGCUCCAGUGCAGCUGCAGUAUUGACCCGAGGAGCGAGAGUCCCUUUGUGUUCAACCCAAGGUUCACCGACAACCAGGUGAUCAGGAACUCGCUGAGAGGCGGCUCGUGGGGAGCAGAGGAGCGGCACGGGGGUUUCCCCUUCAACCAGGGGUCGUCCUUCGACGUCGCAAUUCACAUCAAACAACAGCACUAUUCCGUACACGUGGACGGCCGCCAUUUCUGUGACUACAGCCACCGGAUGCCGAAGGAACGCGUGACGCACCUCACGUGUGAGCAAGGCAUCCGCAUCAAGGAGAUCCGGUUUGAGGGAGGUUACCCACAACCGGGUCAUCACGGCCACCACCCUCCCCACCAUGGACACCACCCGCCCCAGCAUGGGUCGGGAAAUAUUGGGGCAGCUUUCGGAAAGUUUGUAGGAGGAGUUCUUAAUGAAAUGGCCCAUGCUGGCCAGAACAAUACUCCCUCCUUCCCUGGGUCGGGACCAAUUUACAACCCGCCUGUUCCGUUUGUCCACCACCUUGGCGGCCUCUACCCGAACAAGAUGAUCGUCAUCAGCGGCAUUCCCCACCCCGGUGCAAGCAGGUUUACAGUGUAUAUCCAACAAGGGAGCCACCACGAGCCGCACGAGAUUGCUAUGUGCGUUGAUGCUCGCUUCUGGUUUAACAACGAGAGCAAUUCUGUCGUGCGUAACCAUAAGCAGGGUGGAUGGGGAUCAGAGGAGAGGACUAUUCCAUUUUUCCCGUUUGCUCAGAAUGCCCCAUUUGAAAUGAUUAUCUUGGUUGAGCACCAUCAGUUUAAGGUUGCUGUGAACAACCAGCAUUUGAUGGAGUUCCGCCAUCGUAUCCAGCCAUUGGGCCGCUUCGACACCCUCCGUAUUGACGGAGACCUUCGCCUGACACAGGUCCGUUUCCAGGGAUAAACAGUUCCUGUUGGUGUGACGUUAACAUCGAUAUAAAUGACUUCAAUCAACGGGUGUGACGUCAUUUUAAAUACAAGAUAAGAAUUUAUGUGAGGACACAUACAAAGACAUUGUUUUCAUAAUAUAUUUGAUGUAUUUUGUUUUCCAUAUAAUCACAUUGAUUGUUUGCACACCUACUGAUUUGACAUAGUAUGAAACCACCAUUACAGAGCUUAGUAUAAGUAAACAACUUGUUUGUUUUGUUUAUGCCUCUUUUGAAAAGUAAUUGGCACUUCGUGUUUAGUUUUAAUUGGAGAUAAUUAUAGUUGUUUGUGUUAAUUUCAUUCUUUAACUGACUUUAUAAUGUUUUGAAUAUGGCAAGAAUUGUAUAAACAACAAAAAAGAGUUUUCAAAACUGUAACUUGUAAGGUAAUUUAUUUGGCUGUAUAUAAACAUAAGUCAUUGCAUGUAUGUGAAAUAUGUCAAACACUGGUUUAUUCCAAAUAAAAGCGUUAUCUAUA
Messenger RNA from Mya arenaria, 1822 nucleotides. RefSeq names its product galectin-4-like. Bases 279 to 1322 code for a protein of 347 amino acids. The record is from RefSeq and is a predicted model, not a curated record. NCBI's taxonomy places the organism in Eukaryota, Metazoa, Mollusca, Bivalvia, Myida, Myidae. Gene Ontology annotation, molecular function: galactoside binding; carbohydrate binding. The transcript is spliced from 10 exons.